This is a messenger RNA of Ceratotherium simum simum (southern white rhinoceros), 2154 nucleotides long. It is a transcript of the gene RAG2, whose product is annotated as recombination activating 2. Gene Ontology annotation, biological process: V(D)J recombination. Gene Ontology annotation, cellular component: DNA recombinase complex; nucleus. Gene Ontology annotation, molecular function: sequence-specific DNA binding; protein binding. The record is from RefSeq and is a predicted model, not a curated record. NCBI's taxonomy places the organism in Eukaryota, Metazoa, Chordata, Mammalia, Perissodactyla, Rhinocerotidae.
AAGAUCUACUCACCAUCAGAAAAUAUGUCACUACAGAUGAUAACAGUUGGUAAUAACAUAGCCUUAAUUCAACCAGGCUUCUCACUGAUGAACUUUGAUGGGCAGGUUUUCUUCUUCGGCCAAAAAGGCUGGCCCAAAAGGUCCUGCCCCACUGGAGUUUUCCAUUUCGAUGUAAAGCAUAACCACCUCAAACUGAAGCCUACAGCUUUCUCUAAGGAUUCUUGCUACCUUCCUCCUCUUCGCUACCCAGCCACUUGCACAUUCAAAGGCAGCUUAGAGUCUGAAAAGCAUCAAUAUAUCAUCCAUGGAGGGAAAACACCAAACAAUGAGCUUUCAGAUAAGAUUUAUGUCAUGUCUGUCAUUUGCAAGAACAACAAAAAAGUUACCUUUCGCUGCACGGAGAGGGACUUGGUAGGAGAUGUUCCUGAAGCCAGAUAUGGUCAUUCCAUUGAUGUGGUGUAUAGUCGAGGGAAAAGUAUGGGUGUUCUCUUUGGAGGACGGUCAUACAUUCCUUCUGCCCAAAGAACCACAGAAAAAUGGAAUAGCGUAGCUGACUGCCUGCCCCGUGUUUUCUUGGUGGAUUUUGACUUUGGGUGCUCUACAUCGUACAUUCUUCCAGAGCUUCAGGAUGGGCUAUCUUUUCAUGUCUCCAUUGCCAGAAAUGAUACCAUUUAUAUUUUAGGAGGACAUUCACUUGCCAAUAACAUCCGCCCUGCCAACCUGUACAGAAUAAGGGUUGAUCUCCCCCUGGGUAGCCCAGCAGUGAAUUGCUCAGUCUUGCCAGGAGGAAUCUCUGUCUCGAGCGCAAUCCUGACUCAAAUAAAUGAUGAUGAAUUUGUUAUUGUUGGUGGCUAUCAGUUUGAAAAUCAAAAAAGAAUGGUCUGCAACAUUGUCUCUUUUGAGGACAACAAGAUAGAAAUUCGUGAGAUGGAGACCCCAGAUUGGACCCCAGAUAUUAAGCACAGCAAGAUAUGGUUUGGAAGCAACAUGGGAAAUGGAACCGUUUUCCUCGGCAUACCGGGAGACAAUAAACAGGCUCUUUCAGAAGCAUUCUAUUUCUACAUGUUGAAAUGUGCUGAAGACGAUGUGAAUGAAGAUCAGAAAACAUUCACAAACAGUCAGACAUCAACAGAAGACCCAGGGGACUCCACUCCCUUUGAAGACUCAGAAGAAUUUUGUUUCAGUGCAGAAGCAAAUAGUUUUGAUGGUGAUGAUGAAUUUGACACCUAUAAUGAAGAUGAUGAGGAAGAUGAGUCUGAGACGGGCUACUGGAUUACAUGCUGCCCUACUUGUGAUGUCGAUAUCAACACUUGGGUACCAUUCUAUUCAACUGAGCUCAACAAACCUGCCAUGAUCCUCUGCUCUCAUGGAGAUGGGCACUGGGUCCAUGCCCAGUGUAUGGAUCUGGCAGAACGCACGCUCAUCCAUCUAUCAGAAGGAAGCAACAAGUAUUACUGCAAUGAGCACGUGGAGAUAGCAAGAGCACUGCAAACCCCCAAAAAAGUCCUACCCUUAAAAAAGCCCCCACUGAAACCCCUCCACAAAAAAGGUUCUGGGAAAAUUUUGACUCCUGCCAAGAAAUCCUUUCUUAGAAGGUUGUUUGAUUAGUUUCACAAAAGUCUUUUAGAUUCAAGUGCAUCAAAUUUUUAAAUCUAUUUUAAAGAAUCAUGACAAUAAUAAAAAUUAUAUUCCUAUUUUUGUUUAUUGAAAAUAUCUAUGUUUUCUUUUAUUUAUAAUAAUUAAGUGCCAGCAAAAGGUACUUAUAAUACAAUGCUAAAUAUCUGAAAAUAUUUUACUCACAGGUAUCUUAAAUGAGAAUUUCUGAUCUGAAUUUGUUCAUUCAAGGAAUCUUAAAUACAGAAGCAGUAAUAAUAAUAAAGUUAUACUUAUAUCCCUUAGAUGAUUUUGAUAACAAAUAAGCUAUAGAGUAGUUAAGACAAAAUUAAGCCAGUAAAGAAACAAACACCUAAAAGAAUUAAAUGAAUUAUUUCAUGCAAUAUAGUAAUUUGGUGGUUAGCUAAAAGUUAAAACUGAGAUCACCUGUAUCCACACUAGUGUUCUUUAUACACCUCUAAGUUGGCUGCAUGAUUAUGCCCAUGAAUCGAAGAAGUUCUUUAUAGCUUAUGUAAGAAGAUAGUUAGAUAGACAGACAGA